Messenger RNA from Cutaneotrichosporon oleaginosum, 1322 nucleotides. RefSeq lists its product as uncharacterized. Gene Ontology annotation, biological process: formaldehyde catabolic process. The record is from RefSeq and is a predicted model, not a curated record. Gene Ontology annotation, molecular function: zinc ion binding; S-(hydroxymethyl)glutathione dehydrogenase [NAD(P)+] activity. Gene Ontology annotation, cellular component: cytosol. NCBI's taxonomy places the organism in Eukaryota, Fungi, Basidiomycota, Tremellomycetes, Trichosporonales, Trichosporonaceae.
CUUAUCCCUCGACUCUUUCUCAUUCAUCCCAAAACACCAUGGCAUCUACCGAGGGCAAGACUAUCACCUGCAAGGCCGCCGUUGCGUGGGAGGCUGGCAAGCCGCUCUCGAUCGAGGACGUCGAGGUCGCCCCGCCCCGCGCUGGCGAGGUCCGCAUCAAGAUCCUCUACACCGGCAUCUGCCACACCGACGACUACACCCUCUCGGGCAAGGACCCCGAGGGCGUGUUCCCUGUCAUCCUGGGCCACGAGGGCGGCGGCGUCGUCGAGAGCGUCGGCGAGGGCGUCGACAACGUCAAGGUCGGCGACCAUGUCGUGCCCCUCUACACGGCCGAGUGCAAGGAGUGCAAGAUGUGCAAGUCGGGCAAGACCAACCUCUGCUCGGCGGUGCGCGCGACGCAGGGCCAGGGCCUCAUGCCGGACGGCACGAAGCGGUUUACGUGCAAGGGCCAGGAGCUGCACCACUUUAUGGGCUGCUCCACCUUCUCCCAGUACACCGUCGUCUCCAAGUACUCGGUCGUCGCCAUCGACCCCAAGGCGUCGCUUGAGAAGGCGUGCCUCCUCGGCUGCGGUAUCACCACGGGCUACGGCGCGGCCACCAAGUCGCCUGGCAUCGAGGGCUCGACCGUCGCCGUCUUCGGUGUCGGCUGUGUCGGCCUUUCCGUCAUCCAGGGCGCCCGCGCCAAGGGGUGCACCAAGAUUAUCGCAAUCGACAUCAACGACAAGAAGAAGGACUGGGCGAAGAAGUUUGGCGCGACCGACUUUGUCAACCCCACGCAGCUGGGCGACCAGAGCGUCGUCGACAAGCUCAUCGAGAUGACGGACGGCGGCCUCGACUUCACCUUUGACUGCACGGGCAACGUGCAGGUGAUGCGUCAGGCGCUCGAGUGCUGCCACAAGGGGUGGGGUGUGUGCAACAUCAUCGGCGUGGCGCCGGCGGGCGCCGAGAUUGCGACGCGCCCGUUCCAGCUCGUCACGGGCCGCGUGUGGAAGGGCUCGGCGUUCGGCGGCGUCAAGGGCCGCUCGGAGCUGCCGGGCCUCGUGGCAGACUACCAGAGCGGCAAGCUCUGGGUGGACCAGUUCGUCACGCACCACCAGCCGCUCGACAAGAUCAACGCCGGCUUCGACGACAUGCACGCUGGCGACUGCAUCCGCUGUGUUGUCGACAUGGGUUUUGGCGAUGCCCAGUAGAUGCGCGGCUCUAGAUAGGGAGCAUGCCAUCGAUACUGGGCGCUGGCUCGGUUGUGUGCUCACCCGACAGACAAACGCUCAUGCUGUUCAUGCUGCUCAUGCUGCUCAUAUGAUGUAUCUACUUGGCUCUGA